Molecule: messenger RNA, 309 nt
Organism: Diaporthe citri
Lineage: Eukaryota; Fungi; Ascomycota; Sordariomycetes; Diaporthales; Diaporthaceae
Exons: 1
Coding region: 1-309 (102 amino acids)
Source: RefSeq, a predicted model, not a curated record
AUGACUGAAAAUUCUAUCUCACAAUUUCACACUACCAUCGGCGAGGAUAAAGAAGAGCCGCUCUUUGAGGUAGCCGCAUUCCUGGACGAGGUAAUCAACGGUGAAGACAGCACAUUCAGAACGGAGAAUGCUUCCAAUUUCGACUUUGAGCGGAAGAAUGUCGUUGAAAGAACAGGACGAAACAUUCACGUCCAGUUGCAACUCCUCGAAGUCAGACACGGCAAAUACGAUGACGAUGACGAUACCGGCGGAGCAACCUUGAUGGUGUUCCGCUUCCGCUUUGAUCCCAAAAGAGCUCCAGCCGUGUAA